Dermatophagoides farinae (American house dust mite) is the source of this 854-nucleotide messenger RNA. It is a transcript of the gene ppl, whose product is annotated as glycine cleavage system H protein, mitochondrial. Gene Ontology annotation, cellular component: mitochondrion; glycine cleavage complex; cytoplasm. Gene Ontology annotation, biological process: glycine decarboxylation via glycine cleavage system; protein lipoylation. The record is from RefSeq and is a predicted model, not a curated record. Lineage: Eukaryota; Metazoa; Arthropoda; Arachnida; Sarcoptiformes; Pyroglyphidae.
AUUCCACGAUUAUAAUAAAGAAAAUUGAAAAAAAAAAUUUCUUAUCGCCACCAAAUUAUUAGCUGAUUCGAAUACCAGAAGAAGAAAAUAGAAAUAAAUUUUAAUUCCAUAUUUGUCAUUAUUGAUUUUUGUCAUUUGAUGACAUUUUCUUCGCUUCACUCGUUUGUUAUCAUCAUCGUCAAAAAAAUUAAUUUCAUUUUUCGUCAUUGAAAAGGCAACGAAUUCGUUGCCCGCCAUAACAAGUUUCCAUUUUAAAAUUUGCAACAUUUUCAACAACAACACACACGAAAAUCACAAUGAAACAAAUAUUUAGCCGUAGUAAAGUAUUUUUAAGCUGUAAUCGUUUGAUUCUGGGACAACAGCAGAAAAAAUUUCUAUCCCAAAUAACGUCAUCGAACAACAAUACAAGAAUCCUCUGGUCACGAAUCAUUCGCCCUAUUUAUUCUUCCUCAGCAAAGUUUUUAUCAGAUCGUCGUUACAGUGAAAAACAUGAAUGGGUUCUAUUGGAUCCUAAUGAUAAAACAGUCGGGACGGUUGGAAUCUCACAAUAUGCUCAAGAAGCAUUAGGCGAUGUUGUCUAUGUACAAUUACCCGAAAUAGAUUCGGAAUACAAUCAAAAUGAUGAAAUUGGCGCCAUCGAAAGUGUGAAAGCAGCCAAUGAAAUUUAUACACCGGUAUCGGGUAAAAUUGUUGAAACCAAUAAAAAUUUGGAAGAAAAACCCGGUCUAAUCAAUUCGUCAUGUUAUGAUGAAGGAUGGCUGUUUAAAAUCAAAAUCAAGGAUUCGAAAGAAGUAGAUGGAUUGAUGGACGAACAAGCAUAUGAAGAAUUUCAAAAAACCAUACCUUAAAAUUUU